Messenger RNA from Drosophila mojavensis, 1009 nucleotides. RefSeq lists its product as uncharacterized. The transcript has a single exon. Bases 482 to 922 code for a protein of 146 amino acids. Lineage: Eukaryota; Metazoa; Arthropoda; Insecta; Diptera; Drosophilidae. The record is from RefSeq and is a predicted model, not a curated record.
AAAAGUUUGCUCUCUGAAAACACUUUAGUCAAAGGCGGGUUUAGAGCUGCCAACUUCUUAGAAAUUUGGGCGCAGAGCCGAAAAUCAUAAACAGAAGACACAGGAGAGAAUGCUAAAAUGCAGUCAACACUAUUUGCUUAAAGACAAACGUUUACCAACACUGUUAGCAGCUAAUAAGCACGUUGAGCAGCUCGACUUCCUUAGCAAUUGCAAAAAAAAAAAAGAUAUAGCAUCAUAUAAUCACGGUCUCAUAUUAAGAGGAAGACGUCUAAGAAACUACAGUAAACUAGAGUUUUUGGCUAAAGAGAAACUUGCGUGGAAACUUGGUGAAACUCUCUAUAAAAGACCUAGUUGAAUUCAGCCAAAAACCGCGUGGAGAGCUCGUCGCACACACACACACAUAUACACAUUCACACACACACACACACAAACACAUACGCUUACAUUGACAGCAUCUUGACGAGCUGCGGCAAUUAGCGCUAUGAACUCGGCGAAAGGUGAUCCGCUGCUGCAGGUGGCCAAAUGUGAGAUGUGCCCGCUGAAGGUGACAAACUUUGUGGUCGGCCUCUGCGAGCGCUGCGUUUCAAUUUGGACGAGCAAACGGACAUUGGAGACGAUGAACAUAACCAUUGACCAGGUGAAGGCGACGAUUGUCAGCAUGAGCCACAGCAAGCUGAGACAUCAGAAUAUGAGCCAAGUGUUUCGGCGGGUCAUCGACGAGGAGCACAGACGUCGCAAGGUGAAAGUGGAUCUCUUUCAAAAGCUACGCGAGAAGUUUCAGGACAGCAUUCUACUGCCAGAGCUCGAGGCAUGCGGCAAGAGCAAAAUCAAUGUCGUCGAGCGCAAUUAUGAGUUGACGCAGCCCGACAUGGACCUGGAGCCGCUGGCGGACCUCAAGCUGCGCAAAUCCCUACACAAUUAGCAUAGUAGUAAACUAUUUUAAGUAUGCAUCGAUAACGUUCGACAAGACAAUAUUAUCGGGUCAUUAUAAAUCGAUUACAACUGCCUA